Molecule: messenger RNA, 1578 nt
Organism: Daldinia childiae
Lineage: Eukaryota; Fungi; Ascomycota; Sordariomycetes; Xylariales; Hypoxylaceae
Product: WD repeat-containing protein WRAP73
Exons: 3
Coding region: 1-1578 (525 amino acids)
Biological process (GO): microtubule anchoring at mitotic spindle pole body; protein localization to mitotic spindle pole body; mitotic sister chromatid segregation
Cellular component (GO): mitotic spindle; microtubule organizing center; MWP complex
Molecular function (GO): protein binding
Source: RefSeq, a predicted model, not a curated record
AUGCGUUUCUCCAAAGCCCUUCAGUCAUCGCCUCACUGUUAUCCGAGCCCAGAUGGCGAACUCAUUGCUACGCUCUUACCAUCAAGUAUUGUUGUACGGGCUAUCAAGUCCUUAGAUGUCCUACGAAGCAUCAAACUACCACCAGAUCUUACGGGCGGUGUAUCAAAUUUCGUUUGGUCGCCUUCCUCCACGCGACUAUUAGUAGCGGUUGUCGAUCAAAUACAUGUAUUUUCGGCCCGAGACGGCAAUUUUCAUGGAACCGUUAGGAUUCCUUCUUCGGCCACCAAGCCUACCUUCGUCGAUUUUGGAGUUACUGAUCACGAGAUUUGCAUUUGGUCGCCUUUCGGCAUCAAGCUAACCAUUAUCAAUUUUGCAAGCUCAAAAGCAGUAGAAAUCGCUAACCCCAAAUUUUAUAAUGCCGCUUCUGCGACGAAGGGAUACUCCUUUCGGUCGAGCUCGUAUCACCUUGCGUUGCUCACAAGGUCUUCCGGCAAGGACGUAAUUAGCAUACACUCCCCAGAAACGAGGGACAUUGAACGGUCCUGGUAUCCUGACACCAUCGAUGCCCAAGGACUAGCUUGGACUCCAGACGGGAGGUGGUUGGUGGUGUGGGAAUCAUCUGCCCAAGCCCCCAGGGUCCUUUUCUACACUUCUGACGGCCACAUUUUCAAGGAUUGGAGAGGUCCCCUCCCAUACGAAUCUCAGGACAUGGGCCUUCAAUAUAGUGCAGGUGUUAAACUAGUCACUUUGAGCCCAGAUGGACGACGUGUCGCAAUUGCUAACGGUUCUGCUUGCACAUGCAUUUUAAACACCCCAUCCAUGGUGGAAGCCAUGCGGCUCCGGCAUCCUCAGGUUGUCCAACCGAAAGAUACAUUACAAAUCUGGCAAGAGCAAAAUACAUUCCCAAAUACUGGAUCGUUCUCGUCGCCAGUAUUCGUCAAAGCCACCCAGAUGGUGACCCCCGAAUGGACAGCAUUGAAUAAUAGCCUUCAAGAACCUGUGUCAGGCUGUAAUUUUGCCAAAUUCGACUGCUCUUCGUCCCUGCUGGCCACGAGGCUGGAAGAUGCACCAGGUACGAUCUGGAUCUGGGAUAUUUCUAGUUCCGAUCUUCGGGCGGUGCUAAUGUAUCAUUCCAAUGUAACAAAACUAGAAUGGCACCCUAUGCAGCCCGAGCUCCUCCUCAUGAGGUGUGAGGGUGAUAGCUACGGCAGUCUCGUGUUCGCCUGGGAUCCUUUAAGCCACGGCCCGUGCUCGGUUGACUUAGCACACCGAUUUCCAGGCACGACUAGUAGCAAGACGUACGCCACAUGGCUGGGAGCAACAUCAGAAUCUCCCGCAUUUUUCUUUAGUGACAGCGCAACCUGCAUAAUCGUUUCACUUGCAGAUUCCGAUGGAGAAAUCCUUCCCUGGCGAGAUGCCUCUACACCCAUUAACACCAUCAGCCAUAGGGACGAUAUGGGCAUGCAGUCAUCACUGAGGCCUGCAUCACCUUUAGAGGAUGCUGAAGACAGUAUUUUAAUUGACAUAGACGAUGAUACUAGCGAACCAGAUGAUACAUUCCAGUUCAUUACGCACUAA